UGUUCUGGCCAGACAGUAUGGCUCCUGGGCGUCAGUGGCAUGAUCAUAGAAACAGAGGCCAGAAAGGACAUUCCUCAUUGUUGGUGAAUAUAGAAAUGAGCUUGGUCAUCUUGCCCUGCUCUUUCUGAAACAGUUUUGGUGAUUGAAAUUUGACCUGGAUUUCUGUCUGUGUGAGGAAUAACCUUCCCUGCAGGAGGCUUCAAAUCCAUAGCUGCCGGAUCCCUUCUGUGCCAACACAGGAGAGGAUUUAGAGUUUGCGCUGCACUGGGGGGAGUUCAACUCCACCAGCGUUGCUCGGAAGUAACAGCGGAAUACAAAAAGCAGCCUCUGUUUACACAGACUCAACCCGCUACCUCUUUUAUCCUUACUUCUGUCCCGGCUUCUCAUUACUAGCCUCCUUACUCCUGUCCUCUGGGGAACGUUUAUCCCUUUAACAGCAUCCAUCACCUCCCCUCGCCAAUCAUUUAUCCAUCUCAUAAUGAACUCCUCUGCCUCCAUUACAUCCCUAUUCUCCUUCACCAGCCCAGCAGUAAAGCGCCUGCUGGGCUGGAAACAAGGGGAUGAGGAGGAGAAGUGGGCGGAAAAGGCUGUGGAUUCUCUAGUGAAGAAACUAAAGAAGAAGAAAGGGGCAAUGGAGGAGCUGGAGAGAGCCCUCAGCUGCCCUGGGCAGCCCAGCAAGUGUGUGACAAUUCCUCGGUCGCUGGACGGGAGGUUGCAGGUGUCCCACAGAAAGGGACUGCCCCAUGUUAUCUACUGCAGGGUGUGGCGCUGGCCUGACCUGCAGUCCCACCACGAGCUCAAAGCCCUAGAGUGCUGCGAGUUCGCUUUUGGCUCCAAGCAGAAGGACAUCUGUGUUAACCCUUACCACUACAGGCGCGUGGAGACUCCAGUGCUGCCACCAGUUCUGGUCCCACGCCACAGCGAGUUCAAUCCUCAACACAGUUUACUGGCGAAGUUCAGGAACGCCUCCCUGCACAACGAGCCUCUGAUGCCCCAGAACGCCACCUACCCAGACUCCUUCCCUGCGCUGCCCUGCUCCUCCUUCUCUUCCUCCCCUUCUUCCUCCCUCGUCCAGUCUCCCACCUCACAGAGUUUCCCCAACUCCCCCAACAGCUCUGCAGAGCCUGGCAGUCCAUAUCACAUCACAGCUGAGACUCCCCCUCCUCCGUAUAGCAUGAUGGAGACGAGCCCUCAAGAUGAUGUAAAGCCCAACAACUCCACAGAAACCCUCAAACUCACAUUUUCUGCUCCACACAGAGAUUUACGGCCCGUAUGUUACGAGGAACCAGAGUACUGGUGUUCAGUAGCUUAUUACGAGCUUAACAACCGGGUCGGGGAGACUUUCCACGCAUCGUCCCGCAGCGUCUUGGUAGACGGGUUUACGGACCCAUCCAACAACAAGAACCGCUUCUGCCUCGGCCUGCUAUCCAAUGUCAACCGCAACUCCACCAUCGAACACACACGCAGGCACAUAGGCAAAGGUUUACACCUGUACUAUGUGGGCGGCGAGGUGUACGCAGAGUGUCUGAGCGACAGCAGUAUCUUCGUCCAGAGCCGCAACUGCAACUUCCAGCAUGGCUUCCACGCCACCACUGUGUGUAAGAUCCCCAGCGGCUGUAGCCUGAAGAUCUUCAACAACCAGCUGUUUGCCCAGCUCCUCGCUCAAUCUGUUAACCAUGGCUUUGAGGUCGUCUAUGAGCUCACUAAGAUGUGCACCAUCCGCAUGAGCUUUGUUAAGGGCUGGGGUGCUGAAUACCACCGUCAGGAUGUCACCAGCACCCCCUGCUGGAUCGAAGUACAUCUGCACGGGCCCCUGCAGUGGCUGGACAAGGUCCUCACACAGAUGGGCUCCCCUCACAACCCCAUUUCUUCAGUGUCAUAACAUGGACAUACAUGUGUGUGCUGUUGGUCCUUCACACAGGUAGUCGUAGAUUCUGUAUGUUCUGCUAUGUCCAGGUUUUCCUAUGGUCCCAUCUCAAGCAAAAUUACAAAAAUAUGAUACCCACAGCUUUUGACAUAUCAUGCCGCAUAACUGAAACACGAGUGAUUGAAUUUCAUUUUGCUCAUGUACGUAGUUAAAUAAUCAAGUGUUCAUUUAUUUCAGUAAGACUGUGAUACAGCAUUUAUUCUCUCUCUCUGUUGUUUGGGACAUUAACUGCACUCCAAAAUAAAAAUGGGAUUUAUGUAUCUGUAGGUACUGAAAGACUUUUACAUGUUGUAAAUGUUAUUAGUUGUAUGUACUGUAUUUCCAUGUGAUGAAUGUUUGACUUUAUGUAUUAUUUGCUUAUUACUUGUUCCAUUAAAGUUGUUUUUUCUUAAAGAA
Molecule: messenger RNA, 2323 nt
Organism: Sander lucioperca (pikeperch)
Lineage: Eukaryota; Metazoa; Chordata; Actinopteri; Perciformes; Percidae
Gene: smad9
Product: SMAD family member 9
Exons: 8
Coding region: 479-1882 (467 amino acids)
Biological process (GO): transforming growth factor beta receptor signaling pathway; BMP signaling pathway; anatomical structure morphogenesis
Cellular component (GO): heteromeric SMAD protein complex
Molecular function (GO): RNA polymerase II cis-regulatory region sequence-specific DNA binding; I-SMAD binding; DNA-binding transcription factor activity, RNA polymerase II-specific
Source: RefSeq, a predicted model, not a curated record